UUCUCAUUCAAGCCCCGGCUCGGCUUUUAAAAAUAGACCCAGCCCAAGUUUAGCUUCUGUGCCUUGGAGAAGAGUUUGCCUUGAUUAGCUCCGUUAGCCUCUGUGUCCCCGGUGUGGUACCCAGGUCCGCCUGGCAGGGAAGAGGGUUGCCUUUUUUUUUUUUUUUUUUUCUGGCGUGACACGGUUGCCCUCUAGUGUUUUAGGACAUUGGGAGAGCUGUCGGAUUGCUGCGCUCGGUGAGAAUAAAACAGGAUCGUAGUAGGGCGGUAAUAAUGCCAGUGCCGCAUUCAUAAUCCUGGUCGCUGUUCAACAGCUUGAAGUUCUCCCAAGCCCGUGCAACAAUUGGCCUGUGCUGAUGUUUGUUUCGAAUGGCACGUGAGGAACUGAGAGGUUGAUUUAACCUUUGGAAAUCUGACUGGGUACUGAGAACGUGAGUUCAUCCUUAAAGCAGACUAUACCUUCUGUAAAGCUUGUGGAAGAUAGACAUAUGUGCUGCAAUGGUGACAUAAAUUAUUAAACAGGACUGGAACAAGUUGUUGAAAGCUGUUUAUAAUUUUUUUAAUGCUGCUGCUGCUUGGGAACAGUCUAAGGCAAGUAUACAACAUGAGUUUUAUCAUGAAACUUCACAGACAUUUUCAAAGAACAGUUAUCCUGCUUGCCACUUUUUGUAUGGUAAGCAUUGUUAUUUCUGCUUACUAUUUGUAUAAUGGCUACAAACAGGAAAAUGAACUUUCUGAGAUCUCUUCAGACAUGGAAUGUGGUGAUUUUCAGCUGUUGCCAUACAAAUUGAUGGAACUGAAGACAGUGAAGCCCGUUGAUCCCCUGAGGACUGAUCUCGUAGUGCUGGUGUUUGUGGAAAGUCAAUAUUCAACACUUGGUCAAGAUAUAAUAACCAUUCUAGAAUCCAGCAGAUUUCAAUACCACAUAGAGAUUGCUCCUGGGAAAGGUGAUCUUCCAGUGCUUAUAGAUAAAAAUAAAGGCAAAUAUGUUCUCAUCAUAUAUGAAAACAUUUUGAAGUAUGUGAAUAUGGACUCCUGGAACAGAGGUCUUCUAGAUAAAUACUGUAUAGAAUAUGGAGUGGGUGUCAUUGGAUUUUAUAAAGGCAGUGAGAACAGCUUGCAGAGCUUUCAGUUGAAGGGUUUCUCUUUUCAUGUUCACAGCAAUCUAGGUGUUAAAGACUGUUGUAUUAACCCUCAUUCCCCAUUGCUUCAUGUGACUAAAUCGUCAAAGCUUGAUAAAGGCCCCUUGCCUGGAAAUGACUGGACAGUAUUCCAAAUUAAUCACUCAGCCUAUCAGCCAGUGAUAUUCGCAAAAGUAAAGGCACCAGAAAACCUUCCACCACCCGUCGCUAAAAGUGCUCUCUAUGCCACAGUAGUUCAUGACGCAGGACUGCACGAUGGGAUUCAACGAGUCCUCUUCGGCAACAACUUAAACUUUUGGCUGCACAAGCUGAUCUUUGUAGAUGCGGUCUCUUUCCUGUCUGGGAAGAAGCUCACAUUGUCCUUGGAUAGGUACAUUCUUGUUGACAUAGAUGACAUCUUUGUUGGGAAAGAGGGAACAAGGAUGAAUGCCAAUGAUGUGCAGGCCCUUCUUGAUACUCAGAAUCUUUUGAGAUCUCAGAUUACAAAUUUUACUUUCAACCUGGGAUUUUCUGGGAAGUUUUACCACACAGGAACAGAAGAAGAGGAUGAAGGUGAUGACCUGUUGUUGGGGUCAGUGGAUGAAUUCUGGUGGUUUCCCCAUAUGUGGAGUCACAUGCAGCCUCAUCUUUUCCAUAAUGAGUCUUCACUAGUGGAGCAGAUGAUUCUCAACAAAAAAUUUGCAUUAGAGCAUGGAAUUCCAACUGAUAUGGGCUAUGCGGUGGCUCCGCACCAUUCUGGGGUCUACCCAGUACAUGUUCAGCUCUAUGAUGCCUGGAAGAAAGUCUGGAAUAUCAGAAUCACCAGCACAGAGGAAUAUCCACAUCUGAAACCUGCACGAUACAGACGGGGCUUCAUCCACAAAAAUAUCAUGGUUCUCCCCAGGCAAACUUGUGGUCUGUUCACUCACACCAUUUUCUACAAGGAGUAUCCUGGGGGUCCAAAAGAACUAGACAAGAGUAUCCAAGGUGGAGAGUUGUUCUUCACAGUUGUCCUCAAUCCAAUCAGUAUCUUCAUGACACACUUGUCCAACUACGGGAAUGACCGUUUGGGGUUGUACACCUUUGUGAAUCUGGCCAACUUUGUUCAGACCUGGACGAACCUGAAACUGCAAACUCUGCCUCCGAUUCAGCUGGCUCACAAAUACUUUGAGCUCUUCCCUGAGCAGAAGGACCCUCUCUGGCAGAAUCCCUGUGAUGACAAGCGGCACAGAGAUAUCUGGUCUAAAGAAAAAACCUGUGAUCGAUUACCAAAAUUCCUAGUUAUAGGACCUCAGAAAACUGGUACCACAGCUUUGUAUUUGUUCCUGAUUAUGCAUCCUUCCAUCAUUAGUAACUCCCCCAGCCCAAAAACCUUUGAGGAGGUACAGUUCUUUAAUAGAAAUAACUACCACAGGGGGAUUGAUUGGUAUAUGGAUUUCUUUCCAGUACCAUCCAAUGUCACCACUGAUUUUCUCUUUGAGAAAAGUGCCAACUACUUUCAUUCUGAGGAAGCUCCUAGACGAGCAGCCUCCCUCAUCCCCAAAGCCAGAAUCAUCACCAUUCUCAUCGAUCCAUCAGAUCGGGCAUAUUCGUGGUAUCAGCAUCAACGAUCGCAUGAAGACCCCGCAGCUCUAAAGUUUAGCUUCUAUCAGGUGAUCACAGCUGGACCUCGAGCUCCAUCAGAGCUUAGAGCGCUACAGAAGAGAUGUCUAGUACCUGGAUGGUAUGCCACCCAUAUAGAAAGAUGGCUAACUUACUUCCCACCUUAUCAGUUGCUAAUUAUUGAUGGACAGCAGCUGAGAACUGACCCAGCUACUGUGAUGGAUGAAGUACAGAAGUUUCUUGGAGUCUCUCCUCAUUAUAAUUACUCUGAAGCGCUAACGUUUGAUUCCCAUAAAGGUUUCUGGUGUCAACUCCUGGAAGAAGGAAAAACCAAGUGUCUUGGAAAGAGCAAAGGCAGAAAAUACCCUCCUAUGGACUCUGAGUGCAGGGCUUUUCUGUCAAGCUACUACAGAGAUCACAAUGUGGAACUGUCAAAACUCCUACAUAAAUUGGGACAACCGCUACCAUCCUGGCUGAGACAGGAACUGCAGAAAGUGAGAUAGCAUUGAAAGGAAAGCUUCUUGGAAUCGCUCUUCCACACUUCAAUCAUCUUACCUAGAGCUUCCAAUAGCUACCAGGUGGUGUUGUAAAAUAUAUCUUUUCCAAACGAGUAUAAAAGAAUGAAAUUCUUUCCAUAUGCUGGCAUGUGGAUUGUGAAAAUGUAGGUGUUUCUUAGAACUCUGGUGGCCCAAAGUCAUUCUCCUAAUUAUUUCUGGGCCAGUGGAAUUAUUGUAGACUACUGUGCAAACAUGUGGAAGUCAAUAGCAACUGGUAUAAGUUUCAAAAGUAAAGAUACAACUGUCGGGUUUCAUAGUAAAUAUUUACACUUUUAUAUAUCAACCUAAGAGUAUUGUGUCUCAUGUAGAUUUUGUAGCCCAUUGUUUGCCUGCUCACAUUUUUUCUUACUAUUCGACUAUUAUGAUGUGUCUUAUACAGUAUGAAAUGUAAGAAAAUACAAUGUAGCACUUAAUAAUACCAAAUGUACUCCUGCCUUUGGAAUAUGCUUGCCAAAUUUUGAACCUGAUACCUGAAAAUAUAUGAACACAAUUGAGGAGUACAAGUCCAUGUUAUGUAGGUAUACACAAUGGACAGACUAAAUCCUGAGAGCUAAAUCCUGAUUCCACAUGCUAAAACCAUAUAACAAAAGUUGGUAUAUGAAACCUGGCCCCACACAAUGAGGAUAAAUCAUAAGGAUGAUGUGGAUCCCAUAGAAGUUCCUGGUGUAUGCUUUUAACCAAGAUACCUCCUAUACACAGUCCAGUGAAACAGUACAAUAUGGAAGACAGACCAUGUGUCUGAACAAUACCAACUCUGCUUUUAAAAAGAAAAAUAAAUAUAUGCAGCACAGGUUAGAAAAAUUAAAUUCUAAUAAUCGUAGUGAAAGUGUUAGCCUCCUUAGACUGUGAACCAUACCAUAGCAAUGAACUGAUGAAACGGUGUUAGUAGAUGUUUCACUUGAGGUACUGUGAAUUACAAGACCUAGGGCCUGGAUUCUGAUCUCACAUUUUUGUAAGUCAUAAAUAACUCCAAGUCUGUUUCACAGUGGACUUGCACCAGUGAAAUUCUGAUAAGAGCAGAAACAGACCCAUAUUUAGAUUACUUUAAUUUCUGCUGCUAUCUUUUUAAAUGCUUUUUUCAUUCAGUAAGUAACUGUAUGUAUUCUAAAAUCUUACUUAUGCUGAUUGAAACUUGUAGGAUGUUCCAGUGUCCUUCAAUUUAGUAUAUGUAACUUGCAUAUGCUAAUACACCUUCUCCGAGGAGAUGCAUUUUUAAGAUAGUUGGAAUUAAAUGUUCCUAGUAAGCUAAAUAAAAGAGAAUAUACUGUGCAGUCAUGAUAUAAAAUUAGGCACUGAUCGUGCAAACACUUACAUAUGCUUAAGUUAUACAAUAAUGUGUACUUUCACUGAGGCUAUUCAUCGCUCAUCAAAUUAAACAUGAGAUUAUCCUGUUAUUGUUAACGCUUCAAAUUUUAGGAUACAGAUCAUUAAAACUGAGCCAAAGUUUAGCCUUGGUAUUCCUUCACUGAAAUAUGAUUACAUAUGUUUCUAAAAAGUAUAAUGAAUAAAUACCAAGUGAAGUAAAGAAACCACAAUGGUAGGUUAACCUUGCUGUCUAUAUAUAGUAAGGGGGGGAUGUAAUUCAGUAAAUAUGUUCCCCAAAUUUGUCUUAAAAUGAACAGUUAAAGUGCAUCAAAUAAUUAUGUGUAUCAGUACUGUUUUAUUACAUGUUCAUAAACUAUACAAUUUAAUGGCAGUGGGAUGGAAGCCAGUUUGUUAUUGACUAAAUAGAAAACAGACAUUGAGAUCCUUAUUGUACCUCUAACUAGUAACUUUAAGUAGUUAUUAAUUUUGUAUUGUAAUAUCUGGUUUUUAUAGCCUGGAAAAUCAAAUACAUACAAAUUUGUAUAUAAAAAUAUUCAGUAUUCAGCACAUUAUUGCCUAAAGGAGUAUGCAUGAACAAGAGAGAGGAUCUAGCAGAAUAUAAAUUCUUUAAGUUGAAUAUCAUUUUUAUUUAUUAGACAAAAUGAUUUAAUUUCCAUUUAAAAGGACAGAACUUCAGUGAAUUAGGUUCAGCAGUUGAGUUCUCUAAAACUCUGGAAAAAGUCCUCUCAAUAUCUAUGAAGGAAAAUUCCUCUGCAUGCUGUAGGCUGUUAAUGUGACUUACAAAUUGCUGUAUGGAUUUGCAACAGCUGCUGAAUAACAGGAGGAGACACUUAAGAUUUUAUCUAGUGCUACUAGUUUCACUUUUACUGCAAACAUAACCUCACCAAACAUUAAAAAGAAAAAGCACUUUGUAGGCUUUGUACAAAACACCAGAGGCAAGACUCUAUUCCACCUAUUAAGAAAUAUUACAGUAAAAGCCCUGUUAUCCAGCAUUUUACUAACCGGCAUUUCUAUUAACUGGAAUUUCUGGCUGGAUGCGGGGGGUGGGGGGGAGCUCACAUGCGGCCACCACCACCUCCCCCCCGCCCCCAGACUCCACAUGUGGCUGCCCUCCCCCAGCUCCACGUCUGGCCAGAAAACCCUGUGCCUCAGGUAACCCAUAUUUUUAGAUUACCGGCACCCCCAUUCCCCACUCAUGCCAGAUAACAAGUCUUUUACUAUAGUUGAUUUAAGUGCCUGAGUGUAAUUCUACUCUAGUCUGAGACCCUGGAAAAAAAAAACUAGACAAAGGUUGGGUGGGUCCUCCUCCUAACUGGUUUUUUUUCCUGUGAUUCAACCUUAAGGGUAAGAUGAUAAGUUACAAAAGUACAUGCAUUAAUUCAUUUCAAAGGAUUUGAGUAGAGUAGAAUAGAAUUGCAUUUACGUGCCUAAAUCCACUUAGAAGCCUAAUAGGUAGAAUAGAAUCUGGCCCUACUUUGGUUUAUACUUACUCUAUUCUUUAAAGCAGUAAUUGCAAGACAAAUUUGGGGCCAGAUCAUGUCCCCAAAAUUUCCACACAUGGAGGGAAUGUCCUGCACACACAUCUCUCUUGUCCCAUAUAUUAGACAGAUGGGUGCCAACCAUGUUUAUAGCACCACCAUAACUUACGGGGGCAUCACAAAGGAGUCUGCACAACCUAGAUCUAUAAGGAGAUGGAACCCAGGUGGGACAGAGAAUGGAAAACCUCAAGUUGGAUAAGACUUGGUGUAGAAUAUGCAAAAUGUUUUCACUGUGCACCCAGAGAUUUUAUGCAGAUACGGUAUCUCAGAGCCAUGGGUCCCAGUCCAUAGAGUCCCUUGAUGGGGCCUGGGAGGUAUUCCCCUUGCAUAGGGACCUUUGGCACCAUGGAUAUGUGAAGAUCUGGUAGAACCAUCACGUUGCUGAGAAGGGUACAGAGCACAGGAUAGACAUGUUUUUUUUCAAAUAGCUAAAUUUUCUUCCAGGUUUGCGGGGCUGGGCCAAGACUCAUACUCAGGAAAGGAGUGCAGUGGCAGCCCUCAUAACUUGAAGUGAAACAUUGUGGAGGAACUCUGAAAAGGGAUCCUUUAAUAGAUUUGCUCACCUUCAUCUCCCUCAGAGAGGUUUUACUGCCUUAAGUGACAAUCAAGCUGUAGAGCCAUAUCAUUCUUACUCAAGAAAACCUCCAGUUAAAUUCAAUGGGACUUUCAUGUAAGUAAAUGCUAUGAAUGAAAGGAUUUCAGCUUUUGUCCCAGGGCAUGAUCCUGAAAUUUUUAUCAGUUAAAACUCCUCUUAAGGUCAAUGCCUGAGUAAGGUCUACAGGAUCAGGCUCUUAAAUAUCAGCAUUUCUAGUAAGCAAAGGUUGCAUGGCGCAUUAAAAAUACUACUGUCGCAUACACAAAUGGACAAUUACAGGCAAGAUCAUGCUGCCCUUUCAGUUGACAACAGUAUGAUAGAUAUACUGCUCUGAAUUUCCAGAUAUGUGGAGCUUAAAUGUAUUUCUAAAUGGCAAAGAAGGUAUAUAUCCACAGCUUUUUCUUCGGAAAUAAUCUAUUAAAAUAUGUUUUUUUUCAGUAUUCAGCAGGAUCCCAUAAAAAUGAGCUUGGCUUUUACUGGGUGGUCAGCCUGCUUAGUGUCGAACAAUGAGUCUCAGCAAAACAUGCAGACUCCAGACCUUGUGUACAACAGCUCAAGUCAAAUAUGCAGGAGUGGAGCUGAGCAAGCAAUUCAUAGACAGAAUUUAUCUGACAAUUUUAGCCUCUUCUUUUCAGUUUAUCUUCAGGCAAGUUGCAGGUUUAUUUCAAAUGGACUCACUUUUCACAAAUGAUGCUGUCAAUUUUUAUUUAUUGUUUCAUGUACUGAUUGAUCAUAAGGAGUUUAUUGCAAAUCGUCACGCUGAGUUGUUUAGUUGUGAUGGUCAAAUAGAUCAUGUGGUAUGGUUUUGUUCUGUGGUGGGUAAAUGCGCAAGCAAUUCCUACAAAUACUUGUGUACGUGAACUUAACAUUUCUCUUCUGCAAAUACCCAGGCAUUUGACUUUGAAAUUUGCAUUCCACAAACAUCUGUUCCAGUAAAAAUCAAUGCACGGGUAUUUGCAAAAAGUGAACAUGCAGGGGUAUAAAUACAGCUGAUAUAAACUCACUUAAGUAUUUAAGCAAAUGUUCUUGAAAAUGUUGUGGUAUUUUCCCAGCUUUACCUGUGAGAAAAGAAUGAGUUGAUUGAUUUGCAGGCUAGCUUGUACAGAAUACCCUUUUUCAUUGCUUAAAAUGUGAAACUUCCUCAGGAAGAAAUUAAAUAUAUAUUUCAAUGUUUAUAGAUGUAAUAUUCUUGUCAUUCACAUUGAAUGAAAAUUGCUGGAAACAUUUUUCUCAAAAUUUUUUUAAAUUUAAAUUUAAAAGAAACCUGAAUAUUAUUCUGAUAGUAGCAUGACCUCUGAGGUGCAGAAAUAAACUCUGAUAAGAAAAUGAA
Molecule: messenger RNA, 8068 nt
Organism: Alligator mississippiensis (American alligator)
Lineage: Eukaryota; Metazoa; Chordata; Crocodylia; Alligatoridae
Product: bifunctional heparan sulfate N-deacetylase/N-sulfotransferase 3
Exons: 14
Coding region: 562-3225 (887 amino acids)
Cellular component (GO): Golgi apparatus
Molecular function (GO): deacetylase activity; heparan sulfate N-sulfotransferase activity
Source: RefSeq, a predicted model, not a curated record